AUGUGGCGAGGGCUCCUUUUGACAACCACUUUCCUCCUUUCUCCACUUCCGGUAAAUUCUAUAAAAGAACUCCCUGGAGUGAAAAACUAUGAAGUGGUUUAUCCCAGAAGACUUCAUCCACUACAUAAAAGAGAGGUCAAGGAUCCAGGUCAACAGGAAAAAUUUGAAACUGAAUUGAAGUAUGAAAUGACAGUUAAUGGAAAAAUCGCAGUGCUUUACUUGAAGAAAAACAAGGGUCUCCUUGCACCAGGCUACACGGAAACAUAUUAUAAUUCCACUGGAAAGGAGGUCACCACGAGCCCACAGAUCAUGGAUGACUGUUAUUACCAAGGACACAUCAUUAAUGAAAAAGUUUCUGAUGCUAGUAUCAGCACAUGUAGGGGUCUAAGGGGUUACUUCAGUCAGGGAGAUCAAAAGUACUUCAUUGAACCUUUAAGCCCCACAAAUCAGGAUGAACAGGAACAUGCACUCUUCAAGCACGAUCCUGAUGAACAGAAGACUAACAGCAACUGUGGGAUGGAUGACAUGUUAUGGGUACCUGAAAUUCAUCAGAAUGCAGUCCCAUCGGCCACCAGACUUGUUAAAUCCAAAGACCAGAAGGCUUGGGAACAAAAUAAAUACAUAGAAUAUUUUUUGGUCCUGGAUAGUGGUGAGUUUAAAAAGUACAAUCAAGAUCAAGAGGAAAUAAGAAAGAGGGUGUUUGAGAUGGUCAAUUACAUCAACAUGCUUUAUAAAAAGCUCAAUACUCAUGUUGCCUUAAUUGGGAUGGAAAUCUGGAAUGACAAGGAUAAGAUAAAGAUAUCCCCCAAUGCAAGCCUCACCUUGGAAAAUUUUGCCAAAUGGAGGGGGGGUGUCCUCCUAAGAAGAAAGCGUCAUGAUGUUGCUCAGUUAAUCACGGCAAGUGAAUUUUCUGGAACAACUGUGGGCCUUGCUUUCACGUCUACAAUGUGCUCUCCGUAUCAUUCUGUUGGCAUUGUUCAGGACCACAGUCACAACAUGCUUAGCGUUGCAGGGACCAUGGCCCAUGAAAUGGGCCAUAACUUUGGAAUGUUUCAUGACACCUAUGCUUGCAAGUGCCCUUCUACAGUAUGUGUGAUGGACAGAGCACUAAGCUUCUACAUACCUACGGACUUCAGUUCCUGCAGCCGUGUCAGCUACGAAAAAUUCUUGGAAGAUAAAUUAUCCAAUUGCCUCCUUAACGUUCCGCUGCCUACAGAUAUCAUAUCCACCCCGAUCUGUGGGAACCAGUUGAUAGAAAUGGGAGAAGACUGUGACUGUGGGACCCCCGAGGAAUGUACCAACAUUUGCUGUGAUGCAAAAACAUGUAAAAUCAAAGCAAAUUUUCAAUGUGCAGUAGGGAAAUGCUGUGAAAAAUGCCUGUUUAAAAAGGCUGGUGAGGUGUGCCGACCAGCAAAAGAUGAGUGUGACCUGCUCGAAAUGUGUGAUGGCAAAUCUGGUCUUUGCCCCGAUGAUCGAUUCCAAGUCAAUGGCUUCCCUUGCCAAAAUGGGAAGGGUUACUGCUUGAUGGGGAUGUGCCCCACCCUGGAGGAGCAGUGCACCGAGCUAUGGGGACCAGGAACCCAGGUUGCAGAUAAGUCAUGUUUUAGCAGGAAUGAAGGUGGGUCAAGUUACGGGUACUGUCGAAAAGUGGAUGACACACGCAUCCCCUGUAAAGCAAAUGAUGCCAUGUGUGGGAAGUUGUUCUGUAAUGGUGGGUCAGAUUAUCUGCUCUGGAAAGGACGUAUAAUAACGUUCCUGACGUGUAAAACAUUUGAACCUGAAGACAGCAGUCAAGAAAUCAGCAUAGUAGCCAAUGGAACCAAGUGUGGAGAGAAUAAGGUUUGCAUUAAUGCAGAAUGUAUGGAUGUCAAAAGAGCUUACCAAUCGGCCAAUUGCUCCUCUAAGUGCAAAGAACAUGCUGUGUGUGACCACGAGCUCCAAUGUCAGUGUAAAGAAGGAUGGGCCCCUCCUGAUUGCGAUGGUUCUUCCAUGGUCUUCAAUUUCUCCAUUGUGGUUGGGGUGCUGUUCCCUGUGGCCGUCAUAUUUGUGGUGGUUGCUAUAGUAACCCGAUACCAAAGCACCAGAGGAAAGCAGAAGGAAGUCCAGAGGCCACUGUCUACCACUGACGCCGGGCCACACAAGCAGAAGAGGAAACCACAGAUGGCGAAGGCUGUUCAAUCCCAAGAGAUGAAGCUUGACACACCUGACCUUCCGGCAGAGGAGGAUGCGCCUCCAGCUUCUGUUCUAAUUACGAAGCCAGAUUUUUCUCCACCGCCGAUUCCUACAUCUGUGUCAUUCUCUUUCCUUCAUAAAGACACAAAAAGACUUUCCUCUACUGUUUUCAAGGAUAAGCCAAUGUCUACACUUAAGGGCUCCAAUCCAAAAGUCUGA
Messenger RNA from Eubalaena glacialis (North Atlantic right whale), 2391 nucleotides. It is a transcript of the gene ADAM28, whose product is annotated as ADAM metallopeptidase domain 28. The transcript has 24 exons. Gene Ontology annotation, molecular function: metalloendopeptidase activity. The record is from RefSeq and is a predicted model, not a curated record. The coding region runs from base 1 to 2391 and encodes 796 amino acids. Gene Ontology annotation, biological process: proteolysis. Gene Ontology annotation, cellular component: plasma membrane. NCBI's taxonomy places the organism in Eukaryota, Metazoa, Chordata, Mammalia, Artiodactyla, Balaenidae.